AUGUAUGUCCUUCAGAUCACACUCCCAAGUCCGCAUGUUGCACUUCGAUAUGCCGAUCCAAAUAAAAUUCAUCCAAACUUUGAUUACAAAGAUCUUCAAAUGUGGACUCCUGAGAUCGUAACGCCCGUGACCAUACCGGUUGGAAGUCAGCACAAUCUACUGACCGUUCAGGUCACAAGUGGCAAUUACAUAUUCCCAGGUGAUGAGCAGUGGAGCAUUACUGGAUCUAUUGCUGGCUCUUCCAUCAGCUUUGCUUCUCAAUCUUUUGUGGCGGGGGAAGACAGUACUACUUUCACUGUUGAGAUAACUCCGGUGUCUCUUGUUGUGCCUUGGGGCAUUGACGCCCCGAUCUCCUGGACACUUAACCUCAACGGCAUAGCCCAUGUUGAUUUUGCGAAUCAGACUAGACUUAAAAUUUUCGCGAUCACUAAAGAUAUAGCACCUUACUACAAAACGGAAAGAAUUCCGGUUGAGUUUCUUGAACUCUUGGUUCUUCCCACCUUGGCGGCUAAUAUCUCAUCACUUCGCGACUGGCAACAAUGGGUGACCAACAAGUGCUUUGGCUCAACUUAUGACAAAGAGUUCCAGGGUAAGAUCGUUGAGACUUACAAGGACUUUACAUGUAUUCAUUCUUACCGAUAUGAUACGUACCAUGGCGGUCAAUCUUUCAUUUACGGCGGUUACCAGACCAUCUUCGAUCUCGAUUCUUGGAUUCAAAAACGUGGAAAACGAGAUAAUGGUCAUUUCGCAAAGGUCAAUUGUUACGAUCAGUCUGGUCUUCUUCAAGCUGCUCUCGCCCUUGGGACACCAUUUACGCUUGUCGACUCGAGCGGUAGUCCUGUUCUGGAGGAUGGCAAAAAGCAGCAGAGCUUUGGAAGACUUUGGAAAAGCCCUUUCGGCUUCAUUCCAACCGCUGAUUUAAUAGGUUGGGGAUCGUGCGAUAGCCCGUUCUUCCAAGAAGGGCAGAAAACUCAACUCUUCGGUACACAAGGAGAGACGGAUCCCGUUGCUAAAGGUCGGACGCUAUUUGCAAAUCACUCUUAUACAUAUGUUCGUUCCACAGACGGAAAAGCAGACUAUUUAGUCUUGGACGCCUGUGCUGGUCCUGCCGACCAAUUGACAGGCCGGGAAACGUACGGACGAGAGCAUAUUGAUCUCAUUGCUACCUUCAACGCAGCUAAUUUGCUGGCUUAUGUAAAUUUGCCAGACCAUGCAAAAUGGAGUGAUGCUGAUAAGAAACGAUGGACUGAUUACACAAUACAACAUGCUGGGGACGCAAAACCCUACAAUGGUAUCAUUAGCACCGUCUCUCAACCUGUCAUUCCCAAACAUAUUGGCACGCCAAUAUCCCAGAAGUUGCUCGAACUUUUUCCUGGCCUCAAAGGCCCUUCAAGCGAUUCGGCGAAACAGACAUUGUGCAUCCCUGUUUCCCCGGAAGAGUUGUUAGAUGGGAUCAUUGACAGUAUUCCAGGUUACAAAGGCAACGAAAAGAAUUUCGAGGUGGAGCGACCGGAUCCCAGUAUUGGCGCGGACGGAACAUCUUUCGACGUUGAUAUCUACAAUAAUAACCAACCUGGCACAGCUUACGUUUCAAUCAGCAUCGACAUCCUUACUGAUUUCGCCAAUGCUGCAAUAUGGGCCGCAGAGUACUUGGAUACCUUUGAUCAUCCAUUGAGUGGGGUGUAUGACAUAAACAGCCAACAGUCAGGCAGCAAUCGCUUUUUGCUGCCUCCCAAAUCUACUCGUGGAGAGUCGCUCCUAGUGCUUGAGAAUAUUCUCGUAACGCUUUCAGGGACAUGUGGCAGCGGGGUUAUUUCCAAUUUCAUGACGGAAAUUGAGAGUAAACUUCAAGCUGUGACGAAGAUAAACCAACCAGAAAGUUGGGAUGAUCAUACUGUCGCUUUCAAUAAUCCAGUACAGAUUGGAAGCAAGUUUGAAGUCAAGAUUACAGCAUCCGGAAUGGCAGAUAUCGAUGUUCAAUGGGAGAAAGGGGUCAGUCCAAUCCUCAUUAUUUCCGAUAUCACAUAUGUGCAAAUUGAUUCCAGAUUACUAAAAGAUCUGCAGUAUGUUAUUUCUCUUCAGGAUCCAACUCGAGAUCCGAAUGAUAGCUCGAUUUGGACAAUGCAAUGUCUCGCGCAGGGAUCGACGGACGCGGCGCCAGGUGACCUUCAAGACAGUUUACAUGUCAGCUACGCUCAUCUUUCAACCUACUACACAAUGAGUAGAGACUACCCAAUUACAAUAAAAGCUUCAUCUGGUCAAUGA
Molecule: messenger RNA, 2265 nt
Organism: Glarea lozoyensis ATCC 20868
Lineage: Eukaryota; Fungi; Ascomycota; Leotiomycetes; Helotiales; Helotiaceae
Exons: 4
Coding region: 1-2265 (754 amino acids)
Source: RefSeq, a predicted model, not a curated record